AUGAGCGAUGACUGGGAAGAGUGCGACGAGGGUCGAAGCUUCGACCAGCCAGACUUCAAUGAAGUGAGCGAAAGCAACGGCAACGGGUUCGGUGAUACCAACAACGGUUUUGAUGACUACGAAGCGAAGAACGGCUUCAAUGACGAUAAUAACGGAUACAACGCUACUGACGAUGGAGGUUAUGGUGGAUAUUCUGGUGGUCGUGGAGGCCGUGGAGGACGGGGCGGUGGUCGCGGCCGUGACCGAGGAGGACGCAAUGGUGGUGGGGGUUUCGGAGGCGAAAGAAACGGAAACUUCCGUGAUCGUAACGGUGACAGUCGGCCUCCGUACUCCGGCAACAACGAUCCCAGCAUGGACGAAGUAAAGUCGGACAAACCGAGAAGUCUGUAUAUUCCACCGCUACCGACCGAAGACGAAUCAUUGAUCUUUGGUUCUGGUAUUAGUUCCGGUAUAAAUUUCGAAAAAUUCGACGACAUCGAGGUGCGUGUAUCGGGUGAGAAUCCACCAAAUCCGGUGGACAACUUUGAAAACUCGGGACUGCGCGAGGAGGUCAUGACAAAUGUCCGCAAGUCAAAGUACACGAAACCGACGCCCAUCCAGCGUUACGCCAUCCCGAUUAUCCUGAACGGGCGCGAUCUUAUGGCAUGCGCACAGACUGGCUCGGGCAAGACAGCGGCAUUUAUGUUGCCCAUGAUCAACAAUUUGUUGGAUAUGGAAGACGGACUGGAGUUGCGCACGCGCAAUCCAUACAUCGUAAUAGUGGCACCGACACGCGAGCUGGCAAUCCAAAUUCACGAUGAGGGGCGUAAAUUUGCGCAUGGCACAAAGCUGAAGGUGUGCGUAUCGUACGGUGGUACCGCCGUACAUCACCAGUUGCAACUAAUGCGUGGCGGUUGCCACAUCUUGGUGGGAACGCCAGGUCGAUUGCUGGACUUUAUCGACCGUGGUUAUCUGACGUUGGAGAACGUCAAAUUCGUUGUCCUAGAUGAAGCGGAUCGGAUGCUUGACAUGGGCUUUUUGCCCUCGAUCGAGAAAAUGAUGGGGCACGAAACAAUGGCCACAAAGGAAAAUCGCCAAACGCUGAUGUUUUCAGCAACGUUUCCCUCGGAAAUUCAGGAAUUGGCGGGCAAAUUUCUCAACAAUUACAUCUGCGUGUUCGUCGGCAUCGUGGGUGGUGCUUGUGCCGAUGUGGAUCAAACCAUCCAUCUGGUGGAAAAGUUCAAGAAGCGCAAGAAGCUAGAAGAGAUUCUGAACGAGGGCAACCCAAAGGGAACGCUCGUGUUCGUGGAGACAAAGCGCAAUGCAGACUAUCUGGCCUCCCUCAUGUCAGAAACUCAGUUCCCGACCACAUCCAUCCACGGGGACCGAUUGCAGCGUGAGCGCGAAAUGGCACUGGAUGAUUUCAAAUUCGGCCGAAUGGAUGUGUUGAUCGCGACGUCGGUAGCGGCCCGAGGGCUGGAUAUUAAGAAUGUGUCCCACGUGAUUAAUUAUGAUUUGCCAAAGAGCAUUGACGAUUACGUGCACCGCAUCGGUCGAACUGGGCGCGUCGGAAAUAAGGGACGUGCAACCAGCUUCUACGACCCGGAGGCAGACCGGGCCAUGGCGAGCGAUCUGGUGAAGAUCCUGACUCAGGCUGGGCAAUCAGUGCCCGAUUUCCUAAAGGAUGCUGGCGGUGCUAGCACCUACAUGGGAUCAUCUCAGUUCGGCGGCAAGGACAUCCGUGACUCUCACGGUUCCCGUGUAGAUGCCCAGCCGACCGCACUUGAGCCUGAGGAGGCCUGGGACUAA
This is a messenger RNA of Anopheles marshallii, 1788 nucleotides long. Its product is annotated as ATP-dependent RNA helicase vasa. Bases 1 to 1788 code for a protein of 595 amino acids. Gene Ontology annotation, biological process: cell differentiation; gamete generation. The transcript has 3 exons. Gene Ontology annotation, molecular function: RNA binding; ATP binding; RNA helicase activity. The record is from RefSeq and is a predicted model, not a curated record. Lineage: Eukaryota; Metazoa; Arthropoda; Insecta; Diptera; Culicidae. Gene Ontology annotation, cellular component: nucleus; P granule.